AUGAAUAAAGAAUACAUUAAAUUUUUUUUGUCUCUUUUAAGCGUAUUCAUAUAUGUGAACGAUCAAACCCUUGCAACUGAACCUUCCCCAGGAAAUGUUACUCUAGACAAAUUUGUAUCCGCUUUGCCCAACAAUCACCCGGAUAAAGGACAUGAACAAAACAACCCCCUAUUAUGCACAGAUCCUGAAGAAACUGAAAAAGCAACAAAACUUAUGAAUAUAGCUGUGUCACUUUUACAAUACCAUGGUACAAAUACAGAUAAUUACGAUUUAAUUACUGAUCUUGAUUUUGAUACAAACUUAUAUUUUAAGAAGCAUGAAAACGCAGAUAUUGAGAAACUUAAUUUUAAAAUUCGAAACCCCGAUAAGUAUAAUGAUAUAGUAAAAAAACUAUGGAAUCCACAUGGUGAUCAAUAUUAUGAUGAAAACUUUAUUAAUGGAAAAAUUGUUCGUGUAUAUAAUCCAAAUUUAAUAAUGAUACAACACCAUUACCAAAAUUCGGCGCAAUCAUCUCCAAAAUAUGCCUAUGCUUUAGUCACAAAAGUUGAAAUAUCAAAAGACACGACUAUAAUGGUUUGUGGUUCAACAAAUAUAACUGACCACAACAAUUCCAAUCCGAAAACAUAUAUAAACACUAUCUCCGAAAUUGCAGAUUCAUUAAAAAUUGACAUUAAUUCGGAAGAGGGUAUUAAAAAGGAAGAGUUAGAAAAAAAAUUUGUUAACUUAUCUGGAUUUAUAAUUAAAAAAGACAACGAAUUAAUUGAUAUUACCUAUGUCACCUCUAUGCAUGUGAAUGCCCCCUUUGUCCCAAUGUUUAUUAAUAGAUUAAUUAAAGCAUCAAAGUUGAUAGUUCUUAUGCACUUAAAAAAUGUCUUUUACAAUGUAUAA
Messenger RNA from Plasmodium berghei ANKA, 888 nucleotides. RefSeq names its product fam-a protein. The coding region runs from base 1 to 888 and encodes 295 amino acids. Lineage: Eukaryota; Apicomplexa; Aconoidasida; Haemosporida; Plasmodiidae. The transcript has 6 exons. The record is from RefSeq and is a predicted model, not a curated record.